AUGAACUUUGGCCGGGGCCGCUCGGUGGUGUUGAACGUGGGGGGCACCCGCUACUCCUUCUCCCGCGAGGUGCUGAAGGACUUCCCGCUGCGGCGGGUGAGCCGGCUGCACGGCUGCCUCUCGGAGCAGGACGUGCUGGAGGUGUGCGACGACUACGACCAGGAGCGCAACGAGUUCUUCUUCGACCGCCACUCGGAGGCCUUCGGCUUCAUCCUGCUGUACGUGCGGCACGGCCACCUGCGCUUCGCGCCGCACAUGUGCGAGCUCUCCUUCUACAACGAGAUGAUCUACUGGGGGCUGGAGUGCUCGCACCUGGACUACUGCUGCCAGCGCCGCCUGGACGACCGCAUGUCCGACACCUACACCUACUCGGCCGACGAGCCCCCCGCCGGCGACGGCGGCGAGGACACGCGGCCCCCGGCCGAGCCCCCGCCUGCAGCCGAGGGCAGGAAGUGGCUGGAGAGGAUGAGGCGGACUUUCGAGGAGCCCACCUCGUCCGUGGCCGCCCAGAUCCUGGCCACGGUCUCCAUCCUCUUCGUCAUCGUGUCCAUGGUGGUGCUGUGCGCCAGCACCCUGCCCGAGUGGCGGGCGGCGGAGAACCGCAGCGUGGAGGAGCAGAGCAGGUACACAGCAGACUCAGUGAGGGAGCCCUCCGGGAUCAUUGAAGCUAUCUGCAUAGGCUGGUUCACUGCAGAGUGCAUUGUGAGGUUCAUCAUCUCCAAAAACAAGUGUGAGUUUGUCAAGAGGCCCCUGAACAUCAUUGAUUUGCUGGCAAUCACUCCUUACUACAUCUCUGUGCUCAUGACAGUUUUCACAGGGGAAAAUUCUCAGCUCCAAAGGGCUGGAGUCACUCUGAGGGUUCUUAGAAUGAUGAGGAUUUUUUGGGUGAUUAAACUUGCCCGUCACUUCAUUGGUCUUCAAACACUUGGUCUGACUCUGAAGCGUUGUUACAGAGAGAUGGUGAUGCUUCUUGUCUUUAUUUGUGUUGCUAUGGCAAUUUUUAGUGCACUUUCACAACUCCUUGAAAAUGGGCUGGACUUGGGAACAAAGAAUAAGGAUUUUUCCAGCAUCCCUGCUGCCUGUUGGUGGGUAAUAAUCUCGAUGACCACGGUUGGUUAUGGUGACAUGUGCCCCAUCACUGUACCUGGAAGGAUUCUUGGUGGAAUUUGUGUGGUUAGUGGGAUUGUUUUAUUAGCAUUGCCUAUUACUUUCAUCUAUCAUAGCUUUGUGCAAUGUUAUCAUGAGGUCAAGUUCCGAUCUGCUAGGUACAGCAGAAGCCUCUCUGCUGAAUUCUUAAAUUAA
Molecule: messenger RNA, 1302 nt
Organism: Emys orbicularis (European pond turtle)
Lineage: Eukaryota; Metazoa; Chordata; Testudines; Emydidae
Gene: KCNG3
Product: potassium voltage-gated channel modifier subfamily G member 3
Exons: 2
Coding region: 1-1302 (433 amino acids)
Biological process (GO): potassium ion transmembrane transport; protein homooligomerization
Cellular component (GO): voltage-gated potassium channel complex; membrane
Molecular function (GO): protein binding; delayed rectifier potassium channel activity
Source: RefSeq, a predicted model, not a curated record